Molecule: messenger RNA, 2601 nt
Organism: Manduca sexta (tobacco hornworm)
Lineage: Eukaryota; Metazoa; Arthropoda; Insecta; Lepidoptera; Sphingidae
Exons: 7
Coding region: 893-1855 (320 amino acids)
Biological process (GO): oogenesis; negative regulation of translation
Cellular component (GO): perinuclear region of cytoplasm
Molecular function (GO): zinc ion binding; mRNA binding
Source: RefSeq, a predicted model, not a curated record
GAACGGCAAGCUGGUCUCGCCAUUCAAAGCAAUAAAAAGGUACCAAUAAGAAUUUCUUUCAGCAAAUAAACAUAAUAAACAACGGAGGAUAUAUACGUUAUUUUUAUUUUAUUCCUGCAUUUGUUAUUAUUUCACAUUAAACUCUAAGUAGUUUUUUUUAAAAUAAACGCUUGAUAGCUGUACAAACCAUACGAAAAAUUCAUCGUGGGUAAAUGUCAGAACGGAAAAAAAUAUGCAAAGUAUUGAAGAGCUUAAUGUUAAAUUUAAAUCAAGAAGAUGUUCAAAUACUCAACAUGAUGGUACAGAUAUAUAAUUGAAGAAAUGUGGUGUAAGUUGUUUUUUGUCUACCGUUUUAAGUUAAGGAAAGGUUAUGAGUAUUCAUAUCCGAUAACAAAGACGAAUGAAACGAAUGUUUGUACAUUAAAUGAAACCUAUAUCACGAUACCCAUAACGUAUGUAGACAGUUUGAAUUAUAAAUAAAAAUACUUUAUUAUACGGCAAAACGGAUGACUACCCACAUCUUACAGUAUUAUAUAGUUUUCAAAUUGCGUAGACAAUUUAAAAAAAAGAAACAUACUUAUUAACGCAAAAUUCAUUUCUCUAUACGAUUCUAAUAUUUUACAUACCUAUAUUAUCUACAAACAUGUCUAUAGCAGAAAAUGUAAGCAAGGUUAUUUGUUUUCUAUAACUGAGGGUAGAUUCAACUUAGUUCGGCCAGCGUGUUGGUUCAUUAGAAACAAGUAUAAACCUAACUAUAAUUAUGUUUACAUGUUCGACGGGUGAGUGGAACGUAUAAAUUGUGCAUCUUCGGUGACGAUUGUCCUUUUUGUCAUAACUGGCGUCCAGUAGAAUCGUGCCUAUCUUGUAAUUGAUUUGAUUAUAUUCUAAUAAAAUGGAUCCUAUGUCUUAUAAUUUUAAUAUGGAAGAUCAAAAACCAAUUUUUACGACUGCCACCGAUACUACGGCUACGACAACAACAGAAAGUUUCAUUACGACUGGCUCGGAUAAUAAGAAUUUGAGUGCCGAGCAGGGUGGUAUGUUCUCUGCAUCCAUACCACCGUUCCAGAGAAGUGGGGGUACUGAACUCCUCGGCAUGCUGGGUCAGCAGGAACCACGCGCCGCAGAUCCUGCUCCCAGUGCGGCAGAUAUGGACGAUAUUCUAAUGAACAUUCGAAUGAACGGCUCCGAUAUGCUAUUUGACGAAGUAGAUCAAAAUCAAAACUAUUACCUAGGCGGUAACAGACCGGAGUCGGUGGCAUCUUCGAACAUUUGGAACGAUAAUACGUCUGUGUCUGGCGCUAGAAAUGGCGAAAUGAUGGACACUUUCGAUUUCCUUAUCAAAAGUCUCUCAUCAGCAAACAACUACGUGUCGAUGCUGACUCGCGAGCAAUUGUCUGUGCUGCGUUCGAUCCGGCCGAGUCUGCUGUACGAGUUCCUGCAGGAGGUGGCUAAGGUGCGCAGCGACAGGCGUAUGCGCCGGGCCCUGCCCAACGAAUGCGCUUUCUGCAAAAACAACGGUGAAAAUGAGGAGUGCUAUUCGUCGCACGCGCUGAAGGACUGGCGCGGACGCGUCCUGUGUCCAGUGCUGCGCGCCUUCCGCUGUCCUCGCUGCGGCGCGACCGGCGACCGCGCACACACCAUCAAGUACUGCCCGGAGAACGCUGACACUGCUUCGGAGCGUUCCGGCAGUCUCUCUGCUCGUCGCCGCGUGCCGCCAUCGGCUUCCUUAGUCCUGGGAGGAUCGACCACAAGGACCAACUACGGGCCGCUGACCCCCACCGCGCCGGCACCCUCGCCCGUCCCCACUUCCACAUCCUUCUCCUCCUCAUUUUGGACCAGCUUCAGCAUGAAUUAAAACGACUUACGCUGUUCGUAUUUGAUUGAUUCAAAAUUUGUUGAAAUGCUUUAAUUGAUUAACUUUCAUUAUCUUCUUCGGUCACAUUUGCAGAUUGCCGCUGGUACUCGCAGACAGUAGUUACCACCAUAACCACACCGUCGUGGUAGCUGGCAAUAAUUCUACUGCAUGUAAAAUUCUUGUUGCCUUAAUUACUUCUAUAUAACUUGUUAUAAUUUUGUACUAGAGUUAGACUACUUACGACCAAUUACAACGUUUUCUAUUACACAGCCCAUAUGUGUUCACUUAACUAUUUUUCAUGGUAGAGAAUGUGAAUAUAGAUUGGGUUGACGUCACGGGUAUUCGAAUAAAGGUAUGCAGGUCAUACUUUAUUUGAAAUUGUUAUAAGUGACUGACUAAUGUAGAAUUUAGUAAGCAUACGUUGACCUUUUUAUUUCGACUAGAAAUGUUUUGUAAAUGUUGAUCUCGAUGGUAUGAAAAGAAUUUCUUACUAAAUUGAAUAUCAAUUUAUAAAAUUUAAAUCCCUGUCGAAAACGUUUCCAUGUUUGUUUAAGCGGUGAAUUUUUCAUUGGGUUUUCAUAUUUAUGCAUUAUCAGAUGUUACGGCUCAUUAUUAUACAGAAAAGUUUUAACCAAUUGUCAUCUUUUUCAAAAAUAUAAUUCAAUCAUAAUAAUUUCGAAAUUUCAAUGAAUUUAUUGUUAAUACUGAUGCUCUAAUAAAUUACAUGUAUUUGUAAAUCUACCGAA